Talaromyces rugulosus is the source of this 1029-nucleotide messenger RNA. RefSeq lists its product as uncharacterized. Bases 1 to 1029 code for a protein of 342 amino acids. NCBI's taxonomy places the organism in Eukaryota, Fungi, Ascomycota, Eurotiomycetes, Eurotiales, Trichocomaceae. The transcript is spliced from 3 exons. The record is from RefSeq and is a predicted model, not a curated record.
AUGGCGGACGUCGAUCUGAAUGACAACGCCCAAGGUGGCCUCUGGGCUAUCUCUGUUAUUAUGCUUGUCAUCGCAACAGUUUCAGUGAUUAUUCGAACGUGGGCAGUUUUAUCCGACCCGUCUCGGAGGUUCGGUCUGGACGACUUGUUUGUGACUCUUUCGCUGCCUUUCUACGCUGGCGAGACUGCCAUGGUGUUCUGGUGGAUCAAAUUGGGCCUCGGUCGUCAUGAGGCGACCAUUUCACUCGAUGACUUGGCACAGGCUGGCAAGAUUGUGUUCGCGAGUGGCUUCCUGUUCAACACUGGGUUGGUUCUGCCCAAAUUCUCGGUUCUGUUCUUCUACCACCGCAUCUUCGGCAAGUCCCAUCAAUGGUUCUACAAUCUGAUCUGGGUGGCCGCCUCGUUGAAUCUGGCCUGGCUCAUCACCACCUAUUUCUGCGCUGCCUUCCAGUGCGACCCCCCCAAAGCAGCAUGGACAGCUGUUCCAGGGGCGAAGUGUAUCCCUAUCGGCCGAAUCUAUGUUGGCACCUCGGUCGUUAGCACCAUCAUCGACUUGGUCAUCAUUCUAAUGCCCGUGCCGAUGCUCGUGGGCUUGCAGGCGACCAAGACUCGACGAGCGCUUGUGCUCAUUGUGUUCCUCUGUGGCUACUGUGUCAUCGUUACUUCUCUCGGCCGCCUCGUCACAGUCGCCAAGGUCGGCGCAGGCCUGACCCAGGAUAUCACCUGGUCAGACGUGACCUAUAUCAAAUGGGUCCAAUGCGAAGGCGCCCUGUCGAUUGCAUCGGCUUGUCUGCCGAAUAUCAUGAGUUUUGGCCGCCGUCUCAAACAGCAUGGUGUGCGCGCUGCGGUUCGGGGGAAAUCCGCCUACGCAUCACAGGGGGCGUCGGCGCGACAUGACUUUCGAAAGAUCGGACCUAGCACUACAGAGGAGUCGGGGCCCAAGGAUCCAUAUGGGAGUGAUGAAGAGCUGAGGGUGUUGACGGCGCCUCAGCACGGAAUAGUGCAGACGCGCACCUUUCAAGUCAGCUGA